Dalotia coriaria is the source of this 2588-nucleotide messenger RNA. RefSeq names its product protein SERAC1-like. The record is from RefSeq and is a predicted model, not a curated record. Lineage: Eukaryota; Metazoa; Arthropoda; Insecta; Coleoptera; Staphylinidae. The transcript has 6 exons. Bases 780 to 2252 code for a protein of 490 amino acids.
UUUCGAUUAUGUCGAGAUACUCGCAGCACAACGAUGCGAACUCAACAUGUGCGUCGACAAACAUUAAUUUACUAAAUUAUUAAAUAAAACAUAUAUCGACAUAUGUCAAUGCAUGAGUGAUUUCUAUUCGAUAACAAAACCAAUAACCACCAUAAUCAAAACUAUUCCUCAUUGCGUGCGAGAGAAAAUUUUGUUUCUAGUCGGCGCGCAUAUGAUAGAGACUACUGAGUGCCAAACGAAAAUAAAACCCAGUGUGUAAUUUUUAGUGAUGAUGUUUGAGUGUGGGUGUGGAUGUAUGAACCAGUGUGUCGGUCGUUACGUAGCGAGCGCGUCGUCGUGCGGCGCAAGUCGCGUUUGUGUGUUUGAUAAAUUAUUUGAUUGCCGCGCGGCGUCGCGUGGUCGCGAUCAGUGUUGCGGUGGUCUGCGAGCGAGCUGGAGGACGGUCUCAAUGGUCUGCGAUGUGCAGACCAACAUCAACCUUCAAAGUAUCAACUUAACACUUAACAACAAUCGAAAAAUCUAAACAAUCCAAGCAAGAAGAGAUUAAUAACUUUUAUUUUCGUUUUAUUCGUAUUCACUGAUCGCGACGCUUUUGAAAGUGCAUAACUUACGCAAAUUCAAGUGAGUGUGUGAUAUAACAACUUGUGAUACAAACUACAAGCGCGAAGAGAAACAAGAACCGUGAAUAAAAAGAUCGUCAUUAUUUAUUCGUAAAAAAAGUUUUAUUUUAAAGUGCAGUGCAAAAAAUGAAGGAAUUUUUGUAAAUACAAACGGAUAUUAUGAAUAACUCUAAAGUCGCGACGAUGAUGUACGAUCGGGAAGACGAUUGCUGUGAAGAAGCCGAGGACUUCAUGUGCGAUCAAGUGAUAUUUUCGAGCGACGUCGACUUCCAGGCGAAACAAUCGAACGUCGCCAUUUCGACAACGUCUAUUUUUAUCGUUUCUAGUAAACUGCGAGUGGCGAUUGAAGUCCUUGCGAAUGCGCUGUUACCUGCCGUCUCCACCAUUUACUAUGCAUACAUGCGAAAUCAGAAAUCCAUGGUGGAAAACGUGCGGAAAAUUCUAAUUCCCACCGUUCUUGCCGUGUUAGUCAAUUAUUUAUCGCAAUCACUCUCGAGUGUACAGCGUAGAAUCACCACGCCACGAAUGGUCGCCAUUGACAACGAUGCUAACCCGAAUAGUCAAUCAAAUGAAGAUGAAUUUCCUGAGAAAUCGGUUGAAUGUAAUGUUUUGACAACUCCAGCGGAUAUUAAAACAGAUAUUAUAUUUCUUCAUGGUUUACAUGGUGCAUUGGAGAAGACUUGGAAGCAAGGGUUGUGGCGUCAUGAAAGGCAUAAGAUUAAUCGACAAGAAUUGACAAAAUCACCAUCGUUGGGCGAUAUAAGAAUCCGAGGGAAUCUGAAACGCACGAAUAAGAAUCAACCGGCGUAUUUGGUGAAGAAAAUCUGUAAGAACUCGUUCAGUCAGUCGAUCGAUAACAGUAUCCGAGAGGUGGAUGAUGACGAGAGUCAAGAUCUAGGUCAUCCGAGGCUGGGGCAAGGCCAGGCAGCGGAUUAUUCACCUUGCUGGCCCUUAUGGUUGGAGAAGGACUGUCCGGGUGCGAGAGUUAUUGCGUUGAAUUACACGACCGAUCCGUACUUGUGGAGGCCCAUUUGGGUGAAGAAACGCAAUCGAACUGGAAUGGUUGAACGCAGUAAAGAAAUGCUUGAAAAAUUACAUGAAAUUGGCGUUGGAGCUCAUCCGAUUGUAUGGGUUGGACACUCAAAAGGCGGAUUGUUUAUAAAACAAAUGUUGAUUGAUUGUUCCAAGAGUUUGGAGGAUUGCGAUCGCAGCAUCUAUGAGCAGUCGAAGGCGAUUCUGUUUUAUAGCGUGCCGCAUCGCGGAUCGAUCAUGGCCGACAUUUCGCUGCCGCUGUUGAGCAAGAGCAUCGAGCUCACAGAAGUUCAAAAGAAUUGUAAGUUCGUGCUCGAACUUCAUGAUAAAUUCUUGAAGCUUUUUGAUGAUGAGAAUUUCAAGCCGGAGGUGUUCAGCUUCAUCGAAUCGUCUUUCACACUCAUGUCGUUUAUAUAUUUGAAGAUUGUAUCGCUUGAAUCAGCUGAUCCAGGAGUAGGUGAAAUAUGUGAAGUGCCAUUGGACCAUCGAGAGAUUUGUAAACCUGCUGGCCGGGAUUGCUUUCUCUACAAAGAGUUGCUCCACUUGAUCCACAAGGCAUUGAAGACGGACGAAUCCAUUGAAGUUGCACAACACUUGUGAUAUUAAUUAAGUGAUUGAUUAGUCAUUAGUUUUGAUAAGCUAGAUAGGCUAGGUAGGCAAUUAAUAACGAAUUCUGAGAGCGACAAAUGUUUCGAAGUUGAAUGUUAUGUAAAUUUGACAUUGCAAACCGCAAUUACCUGAUAUUACCCGAUGAUUUGUGCAAGCAAGGAACACAAUCCAAAGAUUUAUGCUAUAAUUUGUACCUUUUUCAUGUAGCGUAGUCGACUGAGGCGUAGUUUGCUCGACAGUGAUAGUAAGCAGUUCAUUAUCGAUAAAAUUAUUUGUUGUGGAAAGAAAUGUAAAUAUUUUAAUAUAUUGGAUAUAUUUGAGAAGUAA